Molecule: messenger RNA, 1224 nt
Organism: Hibiscus syriacus
Lineage: Eukaryota; Viridiplantae; Streptophyta; Magnoliopsida; Malvales; Malvaceae
Product: RRP15-like protein
Exons: 8
Coding region: 96-1019 (307 amino acids)
Biological process (GO): maturation of 5.8S rRNA; maturation of LSU-rRNA
Cellular component (GO): preribosome, large subunit precursor
Source: RefSeq, a predicted model, not a curated record
UCUGGUUCUAAGUUUUCUGUGUAUAAUUAGGGUUUAAAAGGGGUUUUGUAAUCUUCUCGUCCUUUGGGUAUUUUUCUGUUGAAAGGAAGAAGCCGAUGAUGAUAAUGGAGGAAGGCAGUGUUGCAGCUGGGAAGAGGAAAAGACAUCCAGGUAAAGGGAAAGGUAACAAAGCCAAUAAUAAGAAGCUUAAGAUGUUGGAGGGUAAAGGAAAAAAGUUCCGAGUAAGUAAAAAAAUGAGAAAUCUGUUUGAAAAACGAGCCCGUGACUACAAUUCUGAUGACGAAGACGAGGAGGAGGAAAAGGAAAACACGGCGGCGGAGGCAGUUCCUAAUUAUACCCGGAGGGGCGGUGGUGGAGAUGAUUCUGAAGGAAGUGAUGAUUCUGGAGGAGAACAAGAAGAAGAAGGAGAUGACAUUCAAUCUGGGAUUAUGAAGUUUACCGAAGGUGUUAGGGCAUUCAGGUUGGCAUUUAAGAACAUUAUAAAGAAGAAUGUUGCUAAUGAUUCCUUGGGUCCCGUAUUAUCCGGGCAUAAGCAACUUAUUGCAAAGAAGUUAGCUGAAGAGGAAGCUGAAAGGAAAGUUAAGGGAGAAGCUAAGAAAGAAAAACAUUUGAUUGCAGACAAGGGACAUGUGAAGCCUGUGAAUUACUUGGAUUCACAUGAAAAGUUUCUAAUUGGUAUUGCCACGAAAGGAGUGGUGAAGUUAUUCAAUGCUGUGAACAAAGCACAAAAGGCUCAGAAAGGAUUGGACCCUUCAAAGUCUAAAGAUGCAAAAGUGAUAAGAAAACGAAGGAAAGAAGCCUUCUUUUCAGAGCUAGGAAAGACGUCAUUGCCUGCACGCGAAUGCAAGAGUAAUACAUCAUCUGAUCCUAUGAAUGAUGAAGGACCUGCUUGGGCCCCAUUGCGUGAUAAUUACAUGCUAACAAAUCCUAAGUUGAAGGACUGGGAUAAAAUGGCGGACUCGACAAUAGUUGAGGAUGUUGGAAGGAUGUCUGAAGAUAGUGGUUCAGACGAUGGUUGAAGUCCUUUGUUCUUCUUGGGCAUGGUAUAACUGCCAAACCUGAUUUUACUUCUUUUUACAUCCUUCCAAUUUAGCACAGUGGUCCUUUUAGCGUUAUUAAUAGUUCAACCAAGAGUAAUGGUUGUUCUCCGUACUAUCUUUAUUCUUUAACUCUGUAUUGUUGAUGCAUGAAAUGAAAAUGUUGGAUCAUAGUCGGCUUAUGAAU